AGCCCUGAAGCGGGGCUUUCAGGAGGCGGCAGCCACCCCAGCUCGGGUACCAUCGGCGCGGCGGGAGGCAGCAUCUUCUCCUGCAUCCCUGAGGACGUGACGUGAUAAGCUCCUGUCCGUCAGGCCUGAAGCACAAGUGGAGAGUUGAUGAUGCAGAGCACUGAGCGCCGCUGACCUUUUAGGUCUGACCUCCUGGGCCUGCCCUACAGCUUCGGGGUCUGCUCUUCAGGGAAGCAAAACUCAUCCAGAAGUGCUCGGCCCUGUCCUGCCUGGCUGCCACCCAUUGAGGUGCUUCAGAAACGCUCAACAACAAGCAGCUCCUGUGUGUGUGGUCCCUUCACAAGAUGAAACAUGCUGGAGCAUCACCAGUGGAUAAGCUUUUGAAAGUCCUGGCUUGUUAUUUAAGGAGGGCCGGGCUGCCUGCUGUGAGUUUUGGGUGCAGGUGUCCCUGCUGCCUUCUCCCAACAGCUUGUGGGUGCUGAGAGCCCUGCUUCUGGGGAUGUUCUCCCUUGAGCUCAGAGCAGCAGCAGCAGUCGACCUGGAGCAACCCAGCAGGGUGUAUUCCGGAGCUGUUGGGAAGGAGCUCCCAACUCCGGAGCUUUCCUGGAGCAGAUGACUGACAAAGUGAUGAACGGGAGGGUGCCCCUGCCUGAAAAAGCCUUGUCUGAGGGCUAUGCCCGGCUGAGGUACAGGGACACCUCUCUGCUCAUCUGGCAGCAGCAGCAGCAGAAACUGGAGUCAGCCCCCCCCAACACCUACCUGAGCCGGAGUCGGAGUAUGUGGUAUUCACAGUAUGGAAACGAAGCCAUCCUGGUGAGGGACAGGAACAAGCUGGAUGUCUCCAGGGACACGGGGCAAUCCAAGUUUUGCUCUGUUAUGUAAUUUUGGUGGUUUUGCAUUAGAAGAGCCACACGAGGAGACAAAGCAGACUUGCAUCCAGCCCAGGGGGAGGUGGGUUGGCUCCGUCCUCCACCCCAGAAUUAAGCAGUGUGUACAGGGUAGGGCAGAAAGGCUUCCUGAAGUUUUGUGUCCGUUAUCAUUAUCCAGAUUUUGCAUGCCAUUGAGUGCUCACAAUGAAAGCAGCCUCACUUGUGACCUCCUGAGCCUGUGUUUGCUGCCAUGCUGGCCCACGGGAAGCACCCCCGGUGCUGUGGGAGCCAUCCCCAGCAGGCACUUGUGUUUGCUAUUCCUUACCCAUUGCCAAAGCUCUGCAAAUGCUGGUGGGAGAGCAGUGCUGCAGGCUCAGCCCAUGCAAAGCGAAGUGCCCUGGCUGGUGCCAGAGUUUGGUGUCGUGGAAAUAACAGACAGGACACGUGGAGUGGGUGGAGGUGACUCCCUUCAUCCAGGCAGAACCCCAGCCCAUGGGUUGGGAACCAAAGUGAACCACCUGAAAGGGAAGGAUAGGCCCAGGAGAGCAGCAGGAAGAAAGCUCCUGUAAAUACACACAUCCCCUGCUAAGGGAGAUGAGGAAACUCCUACAAAGCAUCUGCCUGUGCCCAGGGAUCUGUUCCAGAAGGAAACAAUCUACUGAAGAUGGAUUUGUGUUUCAGAUUCAAUGCAUGCAAUAGCUUGGAAGGGUUCAUCUGCUAAUUCAGGUCUGAUAGUAGAUUUGGUGCAUGUAUUUUAAAAUUUGUCUGGGAGCAUUUGUUUCAACUAGCUGAAGGAUUUUAGGAGGGAAAAAUACUACAAUUGCACUUACUGGGAACAGAGAUUGCUUCCAGGUUGUUUCCUGACUUGUUCCAGGCAAGAUCAAGCUGAGAAGUGCAAGCUAGCAAGCACCUAAACCUUGAUUAAAAACCAAGCAGUACCACUUCCAGGGGUGCUAAUUAGGUGCCCAGGGUUCAGCAUUGAAGCCUAACAUUGGGCUCAAGUCCCAGACUCCUUGCCUGUCCUGCCUGGGAUGUCCCCUGCAGCCCCAAACCACCAGCACUCAAGCAUUGGCUUAAGUGCAAGCAAAUCAGUAUUUGGUGUUGGCUUCAGUAUGGAUCAUUUACCUGCCUAAAAUUAGGCACAGUCAUUACUUACCUUUAUGGAAAACCUCAUGUUUGUUUGUUUGUUCCAAGCACUUUAUUUAUUUAUUAUUUUUAAAAAGAAGAAUUUUCUCCACCUCUCCUGUGUGGGUUGAAGGCUACAACACACACACAGCAUGGAGCUGAGCAGAACACAACCUGUCUGAACACCAGAUCUUGGGAGGUUUGGUGCCCCUCAGCCCUGCUCCAUAGUAAAUGUAUGCACUGCAAAGCAGGGGCAGCUCCUUUUUGGGGUUUUUUUUUUUAGUGUUUCUGCAUGUGUUGCUGUGUGGUACCUUAAUGUGUGCUCAUAGGACUAAACCUGCUGCUGGACCUCAGUGCUUGGCAGCCCCCUGCAUUGCUCCCCAUGCUCACAAAAUCCUCUUGAUCUUGCCAGGACUAGCUCUGAAUAGGAAAUAUUUUAGUGAAUAAAUCUUUUUCAGCUGGGGAAAAAGCAAUCAAGAAGCUUCACAACCCCAGCAAGACUCAGGAGGCUGCUGGCAGCUGUGGCUCCUGUUCUGGGGGUGCAGGGGGAGGGAGAGCAGCACCAGGGAUGUGUGACCCACCCACACCCCAGCUCCCAGCCAAGCCCACAGGAGAUUAUUUCUAGAAAUUAUUUCUAGAAAUGGGCAGAAGGCUGGUCUGAGAGCUCCCCAGGAGCCACGGGGAAAAGGGCCUGGAGAAGCAGGAGAGAGGGGUUCAGGGCUCCCAGGGGAGCAAUUGAUCUCUGAGAGUCUAAGGAACAGCACAUCCCCAAACCAGCUGUUCAUUUUCUUUACUUUCCUUAUAGAAAAAAAAAAGUGUUUCAAUUUGUUGUGGUUGGUUGGGUUUUCUUUUUCUUUUCAUUUCAGUAAGAAAGUUGAUUAUUUGGGGUAUAAACAGUCUACGUAUCCAGUGAGCCAAAAAUUCAGUGACUUGAAGUGUUAAUUGGACUUCAUCACAAGAAUGAAAAGCUGCACACAUCAGUUCUUCCAGGACUGAGGCUGAACAUGACAGCACAGGAAGAACAUGACUUGUUCUUCCCUCCCUGUGGCUGUGACUGGGUUAGUUCCCCUCUCUGUGUCCCCGUUGGUCACAGCAGGUGUGUGGUGGCUGCUCGGAGCAUUUCUAGAAGCCAGUUGUGUUGCUGCACCUCUUUCCAAUGCUGUUGUAGCCUCCUUGAUAAAGUGCAUUAAAAUUGUUGGAAUGCAUGAUCACCA
Messenger RNA from Calypte anna (Anna's hummingbird), 3208 nucleotides. It is a transcript of the gene BRD3OS, whose product is annotated as BRD3 opposite strand. The transcript has a single exon. The coding region runs from base 613 to 882 and encodes 89 amino acids. The record is from RefSeq and is a predicted model, not a curated record. Lineage: Eukaryota; Metazoa; Chordata; Aves; Apodiformes; Trochilidae.